Messenger RNA from Danio rerio (zebrafish), 1468 nucleotides. Lineage: Eukaryota; Metazoa; Chordata; Actinopteri; Cypriniformes; Danionidae. The record is from RefSeq and is a predicted model, not a curated record.
GUCAGCAGCUCCUUUAGAAAAACAUGACGUGUUUAAUACUUAUUUUCCCCACUGUACAUUUAUUUUAUUUUAACAGUGAUCUGCAUUAUUUUGCAUUCUCUAAGUGAACAAUCAGAUUCAUUAAGACCAUUCCUGCUGACUUUAGCUUAUAUCUAUAUUUCUGUCCACAGGCGUGUCUCCCCCUACUGGAGCAGUGCUGGUGUUGCACUCGUUGCUUCUUGAGUUUCCAUUGGCGAUGGCCUUCGCUGAACAGCUGCUAACCUACAGUGUAGGAGAAACCAUAGAGCGCUCUGAGGAUGAGCUGGACACGGUGCCCACUUCUGUGCUCAUUCAGGUCUUGGAGCUGCUAGAACUGUACUGAGUGAAAAGACAACCGUCCUCAAGCCAAAAUCUCCAGAGAAGACCAAACCCGAUGAAAAAGACCCUGAGAAAUCUCCUGCCAAAAAUCUUGAAGGACUCGUUCGCUAUGGAUACUCACUAUAAUCAGUCUUCAGACAACCCUCAUCACGAGUGGUCAUCGGUUGUUCUGACUUUGGACCCAGAUGUGGACGAACAAGAACUGAUUGAGUCAAUGAAACAGUUCAGCCAAAUCCACUCUUUGGAUUUUUCUUUUGAUGAAGACACUAAUUGCAGACACAUUUAUGUGACUUUUGAGCAUUCAGGACGGGACCAGCAACCAGAUCCUGUGGUCCCCACGAGCCGCUUUAUUGAGCUGAAGACACUGCUCGUGAGCAAUCUGCACCCAAUGGUCACCGAACAACAGCUUAUUGAAAAGUUUGGUGCAUUGGGGUCCAUCUCGACUGUGCAAGUGUGCAGAAACAACAUCAUCUCUCCUGCUUAUGCCUUUGUGACUUUCCAUCAUCGACGUGAUGCAGUGCGAGCACAAAAAGCUCUGAACUUCACUGAUUUACUGAAUAAACCUCUGAUCAUCAUGUGGGGCCCAGACAAGACAAUUGAGGUCCUCUCAGAUAAUGACAGCAGCUCUCCAAGACAAACAGAGGAGAGAGAGACAGCUGGAGAAACAGAGGAGAGAAAAACCAGUGAAGAAACAGAGAGAAAGGCUGCUGGAGAUACAGAGGAGAGAAAAACCAGUGGAGAAACAGAGAGAGAGGCCGCUGGAGAUACAGAGGAAAGAAAAACCAGUGGAGAAACAGAGAGAGAAACCGCUGAUAAAGUAGAGGAGAGAGCGAACAGCGAGUCUUCAUGGGGAAGAAGGAUCUCCAACAAUGUGAAAAGUGCUGUGAAAGCUGCGGUGAGCAGUCCAGCAGCCUGGGUCGGAGUCGGCAUAGGUGUCUGUGCUGCUUAUGCCUACUUCAGGAGCAGGAGCUAGUGUGGACACAUUCUAAAAGACGAGAAGGCCUGCCUCACGAUCUCCACUCAUCAUCCCCAGAGUGACCAAUCACUGCUCCAGAAAGAACUUGAUGUCCCCAGCAGGCCAAACACUUGCAAUAAAUGUGAAUUGAAUAAA